AUGAGAGCAAAUUUUUUGUAUUUAAUAGCCUGCAGUACGUUUCUUAAUCAAACUACUUACUCAGUUGGUUAUUCUCCAGAAUCAGUAGCAGUUGCCGAUGUGAAUAGUGAUAACAAACCCGAUAUUGUUGUUGCAAACGUGAAUGCAGACAGCGUUAGUGUUCUUCGUAACGCGGGCAAUGGUACCUUUAAAGCUCAAACUACUUACUCAGUUGGUAGUCGACCAAAUUCAGUAGCAGUCGGCGAUGUGAAUAGCGAUAAUAAACCCGAUAUCGUUACUGCAAACUAUGGUUCGAACACCGUCAGUGUUCUUCUCAACGCAGGCAAUGGUACUUUUAAUGCACAAACUACUUACGCAGUUGGCACUUAUCCACUAUUCGUAACAGUCGCCGAUGUUAAUAGCGACAAUAAAUCCGAUAUCAUUGUUGCAAACUGGGCUUCAGCCAACGUUGGUGUUCUUCUCAACGCAGGCAACGGUACCUUUAAUGCUCAAGCUACUUACACAACUGGUGGUUAUGUAUAUGCAGUAGCAGUCGUCGAUGUGAAUAGCGACAAUAAACCCGAUAUGGUUACUGCAAACUCUGGUUCGAACACUGUCGGUGUUUUUCUCAACACAGGCAACGGCACCUUUAAUGCACAAGCUACUUACACAGUUGGUAGUGAACCACGGUCAGUAGCAGUCGUCGAUGUGAAUAGCGACAAUAAACCCGAUAUUAUUGUUGCAAACACUUAUGCAAACAAUGUUAGUGUUCUUCUCAACGCAGGCAAUGGCACCUUUAAUGCUCAAACUACUUAUGCAGUUGGUAUUUAUCCAUUGUCAAUAACAGUCGUCGAUGUGAAUAGCGAUAAUAAACCUGAUAUUGUUGUUGUAAACAUGGUUUCGAGUACCGUCGGUGUUCUUCUCAAUACAGGCAACGGCAUCUUCAAUGCUCAAACGACUUACUCAGUUGGCAGCAGUCCAUGGUCAGUAGCAGUCGUCGAUGUGAAUAGCGACAAUAAACCUGAUAUUAUUGUUGCCAACUAUGAUUCGAACAGUACCAGUGUUCUCUUCCAUUGUUAA
Molecule: messenger RNA, 1059 nt
Organism: Adineta steineri
Lineage: Eukaryota; Metazoa; Rotifera; Eurotatoria; Adinetida; Adinetidae
Source: the annotation of a GenBank genome assembly